GAGAGAUUUGCGCUCAUCCUUUGCUCCUCCUGUUUGCGUCAGAGUUUCGGCGGUGCGGAAGCAUUUACUCCUGUGUUCAUCCUCAGCGGCAACAAAAAGCUUCAAUUCCUGGAAAUUCAACCUUAACAUAGAAAAGGCAAUACAGGAGCUCAUACAGUAAGAGGAAGCAAGUGUUGGUUUCAUGUGCUCAGAUGAAACACAAUGGCUACUUCCUGUUUUCUUUCUACACAAAAGACGUUCCCACAACAUCUGACGUGUAAAGUCACCAGAAAUAAAAAAGUAGGGACACAAGUGAAGUCUAGCCUUCACACUGAGGAGCGCUGACUGAAAGACAGGCAUGUACUUAUCAGACAGGAGCUGUAUAUACAGUUGCUGGAAGAUUAGAAAGACUAUGAGGGAGGACAUAUGAUAACAUCAGCUGCUAUUUCCGGCAAAACCUGAAAACCCAGUGGAUUAUUUUACCUGUGCAUAAGAUUUUUACUGCACAGAUUAGAUGAGAGAGGUGUACUGUAGUUAUAAAGUGUGAGUGUGCAGCAAUGGAGAAGCUCAGUGAAGAUGGCUUUGAGAGAUGUGAACAGCUUGGAGACUGGUCCACCUUCACCUCUGGACACUGGGAUGAGGAUCACAGAGACAUCAGUGGCUUUGGGGACUGGGCUAGUUUUAAAGAAGGUCUCAGUGAAGAUAUUGAAGAUACUGAAGAGUUAUCAACUCACAAAAGGCUUGGCCAUGAACAUAAGGUAGAGAAAGAUGGUGUGCCCUCUAUUGUGAUUCAUGAUUGCUUUCAUGCUGAGGAGAUGGUAAGAGAUACAAGCAUGAUGGAUGUCCUGCCACUGUCACAGCUACUGCACAACUCCACACACACUCCUCCUCCAACACUACUAAGAAAGGGUGCCAGCUUUUAUCACAGGCUGUUGUGUGAUCCGAAGCCUCAGAGCAUCACUGGUCCUACAAAACCCAACUUGCAUUCCCACAAGUUGCUCACUGACACACUACAGCUCAAACAGACCAACACUUCACAGAACACUGAUAUACCUCAACUUGGGUUCGAGAAGCCUGAAAGUUCCCCUGCUGGUCUCAUCCAAACGAAGUUAACAUCACCCGUGUGGGGUCAGAAUUCACCUGGAUUCUUCUACCAGAUCUCGCACCAGUGGUUCGGACAGUACAGUUUGAGACUACAGAAUCAUCAGGGCAAGAAAGACCUGCUGUAAUGACACACACUGCCUUCUACAUUGAAACACUGAUAUACAGAAAAUAAACACAGUUUUUCUAAUACCACAGACAUCAUCAGGUCUAAACUAGCACAGGAAAUAGAUAAACUAACAUGGGAAAUUAUGAGCUUCACACAUCUAAAGUACUGUACGUGUUACAAAAAACUUUCAAUGUGUGUAUACACCCAUUAUGCUUGAUACAAAAAUAUUAUACCUAAAAUCAAAGGCAAAAAAACACAAACAUUUAAACUCAUAUGCUUAAGCUAAUAAUAUAAGGUGCUUACAUAAAAGGAUUCUACAAAACAAAUUUUAAACCAUGAAGGUCUGUUGCUUUACAGUACAUUCAUGGCUUAAAGACAUACUCUAAAGUCACAAAGCAUGUUUUACUUACUAGGACCCAUUAUACAGUAAGUUGCUCAAAAAUAACAAAAUUGCACAAUUGCAAUCUGAAGAUCAGUUGUAAUACACUUUGAACUAUAUGUAUAUUUAUAUAUAUAUAUAUCUACCUCAAGCAUGUUUAUUUCCAUGUGAAAACAAUUAAUGGAAAUGAAGCCUGUAUUUUGACAAUAUAUCCUAUAGCUUAUUAGGAGGCUGAGGUCAGAACACAAGGUCGGUCGUGCUCCUGCAACUGUAGGCUGUAAAUUAGUACUUGAACAAUCUUUGACAUGAAACAUUGCCUUAUAGUUGUUAAAGACGUUACAUAAUGUAUUGUUACUUUUGUCUACAGUGGUAUCUCAUCAACAUGGGCAACUGAUGCAGAGACCCACCAUCAUUCAUUCAUUCAACAAAAGUUAGCAAGCAUGGGGAAGUUUAGUAAGGAUUAGUUUCACUGAGGAUUUAUUGUCGCACUUAGUAGUCAAAAAUGGGACUUGGAAUAAGCUCUCAUGGGAGGCAAUUAGUGCCAGGAAUCGCUUUGCCCUUCUCUGCUCACUGUAAACACUGUGUUUCAGUGGCGAGGAGCAGCAGACACACAUUUAAUAACAUAAAAUCAGUUUUUAAACAGAUAUAUUACCAAGAUUUGGUAGAGGAAAUAAUGUGGAGUGGACAAUAUCUGUACAUCAAAAAUAUGUGUGAACUACUGAAGGGCUGUUCCUGAAUCAGUUCCUGAUUUUUGAUGGGCUAGUUUUAGUUGUUUUCAUUUGGUUUGUUCUAUUAUAGCCUUACUAGUAAAAAUUAAUUGAGUGAAGUGUGAUAGCCUCUAAACUUAAUUUUGUUUGAGGCUAUAUAGCUAUUAAUGUUGUUCUGCACACUAAUAUCUGUGGUCAGAAACCACUGCAUUUUUUUUAAAAGCACUAAAAAAUACUGUUUUGAACUGAAUGAUUUUUUAAAAAAUAUUAAAGUAUUUUAUUUAAUAUAAGUAUGGUAUAAGCCGCACUUUUUUUUCAAAUGGUGUUGAUUUGACUUUUUAAUAUUAAUAUAUUUAACAUUAAAUACAGUACAUCAAACAGAUAACUACCAUGUAGGUGAAAAUAUCUGUGUAUAAGAUUGAGACAAUAAUGUGAUACUGUAUACUGUGUACUUACUACAUGUGCUUCAGCAUUCCUUUAAAAAGGUUAAAGAAAAAAUAUUUUAUUUAUUUUUGCAACAAUAAUAUUUUAUAGGUUACACACAGAAACCAACAGUAAUAAAAAAAGAUUCAAUGCAUAUGACAACUCUCAUGUGGUCAGGGUCGCUUUCUUAUUGGUUUCUAAUUCCUAAUGCUAGACCACAAUAGCCAACCAACAAUAACCUCAGCACAUUUCUGUCAAAUGAACAAGGUGUUAGAAAUAAACCAAAAAAAACAGAACAA
Messenger RNA from Tachysurus vachellii, 2997 nucleotides. RefSeq lists its product as uncharacterized. The record is from RefSeq and is a predicted model, not a curated record. The transcript has 6 exons. Bases 537 to 1208 code for a protein of 223 amino acids. Lineage: Eukaryota; Metazoa; Chordata; Actinopteri; Siluriformes; Bagridae.